Messenger RNA from Dermacentor silvarum, 1309 nucleotides. RefSeq lists its product as uncharacterized. Lineage: Eukaryota; Metazoa; Arthropoda; Arachnida; Ixodida; Ixodidae. The record is from RefSeq and is a predicted model, not a curated record. Bases 20 to 658 code for a protein of 212 amino acids. The transcript is spliced from 3 exons.
GUGCGCGUGUGUGCUCGUGAUGUGCCGUCAUAGCGCGGGGAUAUUUGUGCUGAAUGCGUUUCACUUCGUCUACAAAACUCUGCACGCAAUGGCAUCGAAGAAGUCGUGUGUUCAGGUGCACGUAUGUGCAUGCUUGGAUACGGAAAGCCUGCCCUCAACGGUAGCGCUGAGCUCAGCCGUGUUGGCUCAGCGCUACCCCCUCAACGGAUGUUCAACAGUCUACGUGCUCGUAACUUGCUCACGAGACCUCCUUGCUGUUGCAACUCUGAGGACAAUUGCUUCAAAUGGGAAGGAACAACCAGCAGUGCCAGCGCUAUUUGUACAUGAGGACGACGAGAGGGUUCCACUCACCCCCUGUGUGGUGUAUUCUGGCCACAACCUGGAACAGGCAGAGUUUCUCCACCUCUGUGUCGACAAGGAGCGGCUGUUCAUGGUCAAAAAUGCGGAGGAAGGGGUCAUCGCAAUCAUGAGUGCAUUUUUUGUAUUGAACAUAGUAUAUGGGCCUAAAUACUUCAACACCAGUGCAGUACUGGAACGAUUGUUUUUUGGUUUGAAUGUAAUAAUGCCAAGUGGGGGUUGUUACAAAGUUUGUGAACAGAGUUGUGCAGGCAAUGCGACACCGAGGUUCAUGUACGUUACCAUACGAAUGCUAGCCUGACAAUUUUGUGCAAUAGCUUGAGCAAUAGUUUUGUGCAAUUUUUAAUGUAUCAUUUUCUUUCUUUUUGAUCACGAUAAUAGCAUGAUCCAGUAACUUCUUCCGCUGCUUGUGCCAACCACCUAUAGACUGCACCUUUUUUGUUCUGAUGACUUGACAGACAAUGUAAUAGUGCCCAAGUGUAGGUCAGCAAAAAACAAGCGUGGUGUACUGUAGUCUGCACGUACUUAUCGAAAACGUUGCUGGGUGUUGCUAUGUGCUGAAAAGAAGAUUACAAUACGUCUAGUUCUAAUGAGGUCUGCCUUAACAUUAAUGUGUGUGAAACAAUUGUCAGCAGUUUAUACAAAGAUUAUAGCUUGCUUGCUCUUCCUUAACAUAGUUUGUUUAUGAAACCUAUUUGCCAGCCAGGGAACAAUGUCCCAGCUUAUAAGUACUGCAUGAUACAACUGUUAACAUUUGUAUUCCCUUAUAGGGCACAUCAACACUGGCAGCCAGUGCUCAACUUUUCGUAACAUGCUGCUUGGUCAAUAUUUUAUAUUUUGCGCAUGUGUUGCAUUGUGUAACCUACCCAAUCCAAGUGAAAGUUUUUGUGGUUUGACUGUCCUUUUAUGAACUAUGUUUUAUGUUUAUUAUGUAUAACUUAGCAGCUGAGGC